Messenger RNA from Spea bombifrons (plains spadefoot toad), 1697 nucleotides. It is a transcript of the gene CDK5RAP3, whose product is annotated as CDK5 regulatory subunit associated protein 3. Gene Ontology annotation, biological process: regulation of mitotic cell cycle; regulation of cyclin-dependent protein serine/threonine kinase activity. The transcript has 14 exons. Bases 105 to 1634 code for a protein of 509 amino acids. The record is from RefSeq and is a predicted model, not a curated record. NCBI's taxonomy places the organism in Eukaryota, Metazoa, Chordata, Amphibia, Anura, Pelobatidae. Gene Ontology annotation, cellular component: endomembrane system.
AUACGUUCCUAAGUAGGUGGGACUUGGCUGUGACGUGCAAAAGCUGUGAUUGGUCUGGUUCUGCGCGUCCGGUACACGUGUGCUAAACAGUCACCGGAGCCGUGAUGCAGGACAUUCAAAAUGUGCCCAUUGAUAUCCAGACCAGCCGGCUGUUGGACUGGCUGGUGGACAGGAGGCACUGUGCGCUCAAAUGGCAAAGCAAAGUACAGCAGAUCCGAGAGAAGAUAAACCAAGCCUUGCAGGACAUGCCGGAGCACGAGGAGAUCAAGAGCCUGCUGUCCGGCACAUAUAUUAAUUACUUCCACUGCCUGAAGAUUGUGGAAAUCCUUAAGGGAACAGAAGCGGCCACCAAGAACCUGUUUGGAAGAUACUCGUCUCAGAGGAUGAAGGACUGGCAGGAGGUGCUGUCUCUGUAUCAAGCUGAGAAUACGUAUUUAGGGGAGUGCGGCAGCCUUUUAGUGCGAAGUGUGAGUUAUGAGAUCCCAGCUCUAAGAAAGCAAAUGUCACGGUGUCAGCAGCUGGUUGGGGAGAGUGAGCGCCGAGCGGAGGAGUGCAUGCAGGGAGCAGCUGAACAACGGGAGCGGUAUUACAGCAGCUGCAAGCAAUACGGGAUCAAUGGGGACAACAUACGCAAAGAGCUUCAGGCUUUGGUCCGUGAUAUCCCGUCACUCCUGAGACAGGUUGGAGCAGACGCGGCAGCGCUGUCACCGGCCAUCGAGCUGUACUUGGCUUGUGUGUCGUUUGUAUGUGAAAGCUCCCCAGAUCAGGCUCUCCCUCUCCUCCAGUUUGUACAAAAACAUGGAGACAGCACUGUUUACGAAUGGCGUGUUGGAGAAGCCCCAGAGAAAGUGGAGCGUCCAGAGAUUGAAGAGGAAGAAAUCUCUGAACCUGCAGCGGAAGGGGAUAUUGACUGGGGAGAUUUAGGGGGAAUAACCGCAACCCCAGGAGAGACAGGAGUGGUAUUAGAAGACACAGCGGCGGGGGAGGUAGACUGGGGGGGUGUUCAGGAUUCAGAGAUUGUUGGAGGCGAUGGGAUAGUCUGGGACAUCGAGGAGGUGUCUGCUGCAGAAAUAAUUACAGUGGUGGAAGCAGGCAAUGACGUCCCUGCAGGGGUGGCGCGUGGGUCAGACGCUCUCUCCAUUCUGGAAAACACCGAGACCAGAAAUCAGUUUGUGGAUGAAUUAAUGGAGUUGGAAGUUUUCUUAUCUCAGUGGCUUCAGGGUCUGGAUGGUGAAACAGAUAUUGUCGCCGUCACGCAGUUCCAGACUGCUCCUCCGGUUCUGCACGGACAGACCAGGGAAAAAGUAGUCUCCAUGUUGUCCGUUGUGCGAGAUUUAAUUGCCCGACUGACAGAUGUACGAAUGAGACAUCUUUUCCUCAUUCUUGCUUCUCCCCGGUAUGUGGACCGCGUGACGGAUCUGUUGCGCCAGCGGUUGAGACAGGCAGAACUCCUCGAGAAGAAAAGCGAGGCAUGGGUGGAGAGAGGCAAGGCGGCCGAGGAGGAGAGGCAGAGCGUGGAGCCAAAGCUGCUACUUAUACAAGAACGCAGCAGAGAGCUACAGGCCCAGAUUGAAGCCGAUCUGUCUAGAAGAUAUAACAACCGCCCCGUGAAACUGAUCGGUACUGGCCUCUGAUCCCUGCCCUCUGCCCUCAUACCGAGGUUUAUUCAAACAUUAAAACAUUAUUUUGAUAACGUC